AUGGGCGGUAUCGUCGAUACGGAUAACAACUUCCCAAAAGCGAAGAAGCUCAAAAAGCACGAAUCCGCAACAAGAACAUUUUUGGAAGAGGCUCUAGGAUCAAGCUCUAUGGUCCCGAUUAUCUUACUUGUGCCACCCGAAGACGUGCAGAAGGUUGUAGAAUCCGUUCAGAAUAACUUCAAAGCCACUCUGGUCGACAAUUUCACGGAGGAGCCAGAAUCUGGGAAUUUCGCAGAAGUCGCAACUCAAGUGCAGAUGCCUUUUAAUGUACAGAAUCAGGAUGUUCCAAUGUAUGCAACUGCUUCCACGUCGACUUCGUUCGCCGCUCAGUACGAUGAGCAGGAAGUGACGUUUUGCGAGCGGGGAACGAUGAUGACCGAGGAGGAGCCGUUGCGAUACUUUAGUCCGCCGUAUGGAGCGGAAUUUGGGGAUUUGAAUCCGCAUGAAAGUGGACCUCAACAAUUCGACUACUCUUCACAACCAUCUACAUCCCAACCUCAAACUAGGAACCGUGGAACGAUGUUUGAAAACGUAACCACUUGCAAUACGGGCACUUCGAUGAUGGGCGAACAGUUUCCAGACUGCACACGCCACAUAUACACCCAGACUCCAAACUAUCCGAUGGGCUCCUCAGAUCCAUCCAACUGGUCGUGGUCCAAUACCUGA
Messenger RNA from Caenorhabditis briggsae, 666 nucleotides. The transcript is spliced from 4 exons. NCBI's taxonomy places the organism in Eukaryota, Metazoa, Nematoda, Chromadorea, Rhabditida, Rhabditidae. The record is from RefSeq and is a predicted model, not a curated record. Bases 1 to 666 code for a protein of 221 amino acids.